This is a messenger RNA of Penicillium nucicola, 858 nucleotides long. RefSeq names its product putative pyroglutamyl peptidase type I. The record is from RefSeq and is a predicted model, not a curated record. Bases 1 to 858 code for a protein of 285 amino acids. NCBI's taxonomy places the organism in Eukaryota, Fungi, Ascomycota, Eurotiomycetes, Eurotiales, Aspergillaceae. The transcript has 2 exons. Gene Ontology annotation, biological process: proteolysis.
AUGUCUCCUCACCUCCCCCGCGACACUUCAUCUUCUCUUCAUUUCGACUUCGUCUUCACGAUGGGUGACUACGGAACUGCUGUUCCACCUUUGCGCUCCACUCGAGCCGGGAAUCCACCGCAGCCCUCGGCUUCUCCUAACGAGAUAUCCGUCCUGAUAACGGGGUUUGGGCCAUUCAAGACAAACCUUGUUAACGCCUCAUACCUGAUCGCCUCCUCCCUUCCAUCGUCGUUCAUCUUCCCGUCCAAAGACCAGGACGCGGACCCGCGUCGAGUCUCUCUCCAUGUCCACCCCACACCUAUCUCAGUGGCUUACGCCACGGUCCGGGAGACUCUCCCGUUGAUUCUCGAGGAGUUUGCCGCUUCCCAUGAUGGCCGCCGACCCGAUCUUAUCAUUCAUAUUGGCAUAGCAUCUCCACGGCCAUACUAUUCCAUUGAAACCUUGGCCCACCGCGAUGACUACAACAUCACCGAUGUUGAGGGCCGCUCUGGGUAUCUUGAUGGCGAGAAACGAUGGAGAGAGCUAGAUCUACCAGCCAUUUUGACACCUGGUCGUGUGACUGAUGAUCCAUCCUCUGCCUCGCCCUACCAACCCGACGAGCAGUUCUUGGAUACCUGGAAGUCCUUUGCCCCGGAGUCAGAUCUUCGUCUGUCGAAAGAUGCUGGUCAUUAUCUGUGUGACUUCAUUUUCUAUACCAGCAUGUCUUUAGCUCUUCGUGAGGGCCAUGACCGAAACGUCCUCUUCCUUCAUGUCCCUGGCGCAUCCGAAGAUGCCAAUAUUGAACAAGGGCGCGUGGUCACUCUGGCUCUCAUUAAGACUAUGGUCUCUUGCUGGCUGGACAAGAAGCAUCAUGCAUAA